This is a messenger RNA of Aspergillus pseudoviridinutans, 1056 nucleotides long. RefSeq names its product mitochondrial 54S ribosomal protein uL22m. The transcript has 2 exons. Bases 1 to 1056 code for a protein of 351 amino acids. Gene Ontology annotation, biological process: translation; ribosome assembly. Gene Ontology annotation, cellular component: mitochondrial large ribosomal subunit; ribosome. The record is from RefSeq and is a predicted model, not a curated record. Gene Ontology annotation, molecular function: structural constituent of ribosome. Lineage: Eukaryota; Fungi; Ascomycota; Eurotiomycetes; Eurotiales; Aspergillaceae.
AUGGGUGUUGUAUAUCCCUACGGGCAACUGAUCCGGUCAGCCCGGACAGGCGUUGCUCUUGUCCCUCGACGCACCCUGACCUAUUCCUUCCCUCGCCGUGCUCAGGAUGACGGUAGCAAUGGGCCUAACGACAAACCGGAGGAGCAAUCCAAACCGUCUGCCUUGUCUUCCAUCAAAAAUUUCUUCUUCGGCGGCAGGUCCGAGACCGCAAAGCCGAAAAUCACCCGCAGAGCAACAGCCCCUCCUAAGCGUGAGGGUUCAUUGAGUGCAGACUCGAUUUUCGCCGAAGACGAAGCAACGCCGAAGCUUAUUGCAUCUGGUCGGACACCAGCAGCACGCAAACAAGCCACCGAAGCGGCGGAAGGCGAGGAGGAAGCCAACCUCGAGGUGGAAAACCGAAACCGUGUCAACAUGGCGACCGUGCUCGAUCCUCGUCCGAAGGCAAGGAUGCGCUGGGAGCGCAAGAUGAUUGUUCGGGAAGUACGUCGUCGGGGGCGUCUAACGAAGACCGAGCAGAUCCUGCGGACGGAGCGCGAGUCACUGUCCAAGUCCCAUUGGUUCAAGACGUCCGUGAAGAAGCUGGGACCCCUCGCGCGUCAGAUCGCAGGAAAGAAUAUCGACGAGGCUAUGUUACAGAUGCGCUUCAGCAAGAAGAAGGUCGCCAAGGACGUUCUUGAACACCUCGAGCACGCGAAGAACGUUGCCAUUGUUCGGUCAGGUAUGGGUCUGAGCAACUCCACAGAACAGAAACCCAUCACCAUCACUCUCAAAUCUGGUGAGCGGAAAAAGAUCACCAACCCUACAUCAAUCUACAUUGCCCAGGCUUGGGUCAACCGAGGUCCAUACGGAGUCGACUACGACCAUCGCGCUCGAGGCGUGAUUAAUCGGCUGCGGCCCCCUUACACUUCCUUGACUGUCUUGCUCAAGGAAGAGAAUACCCGGAUCAGAGAGUGGCAGGAUCGUGAGGCUGAGGCACUGCGCAAGCGGAAAGCCCAACUCUGGACCCAGCUUCCGGACCGGAAGAUCACCGCCCAGAACCAGUACUAUAGCUGGUGA